CCUACAAUGCUAUUGAGCACGUUCCAGACAAAUUUCUCAGCAAGGAAGAGCUGUAAGUUUCAACCAUUGAAAAGGUUCUUUCCAAGAAAAAAGAGAACCAUGAUCUACCAGGGGAAUAUGAUCACCACUCUGAGGUUUCAACAACAGCAGCAGCAGCAAAUGCAAGGAGGAGACUUGACCUGGCCAAUCAAUCACACAAGCGAUAACACAGCUAGCCUGAAUGGCACUCUUUUGCUCAACUCGUCUUCGCAUUUCCUGAAUCCUUGCGCCACUGCUGCUGCUCCUGCGUCUGACGAUUAUAAUCUCACCAGAACACCAUCGCCAUCGUCGAGCGGCUGGGUCUAUUUCAGUGGCAGCGCUUCUCAGCUAAGUACUCAUCACUAUAACUCGUCCAUGGUCGCUGCUCCAAGUAGCUUGCUAGAAGCACAUCAGCUCCAACACUACGAGCAGCACCAGGAGCACUUGAAACGAUCACCGGAGCAGCCCAUCAACCAAUCCGGCAUGAGGAUUGGACUGGAUUUGGGUAGGAGAACGUACUUCUCCACGGAAGACGAUUAUUGGCCAGAGAAGGACGUGAUGGUGGCGCUGCUGGCAAGCAAGCGACCGAGGCUAGUAGAUCAUGGUCACCUGGAGUUACUCGCUUCUUCUUCAGUGGUAUCACAGCCAAUGCCUGGUCCUCUAUGCCAAGCUCUGGGCUGUAGAGCGGAUCUAAGCACCGCCAAGCACUACCACAGGAGGCACAAAGUCUGUGAGAUGCAUUCCAAGGCCUCCACGGUCACUGCUGCCAACGGCGAGACCCAGCGCUUUUGCCAGCAAUGCAGCAGGUUCAUAAUCGUUUCUAUAGUUUUACUUGAAGUCGGUUUUAUAACUUGUUCUGACACUCGUCUCCUAUAUGAGUGAAUGCUACUACAGGUUUCAUGCACUGUUGGAGUUUGACGAGGGCAAGAGGAGUUGCCGAAAGAGGCUAGCGGAUCACAACCGUAGGCGGAGGAAGCCCCAGCCUCGAGCUUCUUCAGAAGACGAGAACCAUGGACCUUGCAAAGGCCCCGCAGAUGUAGAAGAGAGCUCCAAACGCAAAAAACACUACGAACACUGGUGAAACCAUAACCAUAGAAUUUCAACUCGAAAACACCCACUGACUAUCUUUCAUAGGCGACACAACGACAACAAACUUUCCUCAAAGCAGGUCAACGCCAGUCGUCGAAGGGGAGACCGAACAAUCUUUUUGAGAUUGGAAUCAAAGAGAAUAUGUCAGCAUUAUAUACUUUAGCAGUCUGGGCUUUUGCAGUGAAUCCAGAGCACUACUCUUCCCCAAAGAUAUGCCUGGCAUGAAAAAGCAGCUCAAAUUAUUUCAAAAGACAGCCAACUUUUCUUGCAUGGGUCCAUGGCUUUGAAGAGAAUGAUAAUAAUGCAAGGAUAGCUUUA
Messenger RNA from Selaginella moellendorffii, 1425 nucleotides. Its product is annotated as squamosa promoter-binding-like protein 8. The record is from RefSeq and is a predicted model, not a curated record. Gene Ontology annotation, cellular component: nucleus. The transcript has a single exon. Gene Ontology annotation, molecular function: DNA binding. NCBI's taxonomy places the organism in Eukaryota, Viridiplantae, Streptophyta, Lycopodiopsida, Selaginellales, Selaginellaceae. Bases 7 to 900 code for a protein of 297 amino acids.